Molecule: messenger RNA, 828 nt
Organism: Sparassis crispa
Lineage: Eukaryota; Fungi; Basidiomycota; Agaricomycetes; Polyporales; Sparassidaceae
Product: Probable inactive dehydrogenase
Exons: 4
Coding region: 1-828 (275 amino acids)
Molecular function (GO): NADPH dehydrogenase activity; FMN binding
Source: RefSeq, a predicted model, not a curated record
AUGUCCUCCGAAUCCGUGCCCAAGCUCUUCCAGCCGAUUAAAGUAGGCGACAUGACACUAGCGCAUCGCGUCGUGCUCGCGCCUCUCACGCGCUACCGUGCUAACGUCGCUCAUGUACACGGUGAUCUCGCAGUAGAGUACUACUCGCAGCGCGCGAGCGUCGCUGGGUCAUUACUCAUUACAGGGGCAACAUUCAUCUCAGCGAAGGCCGGCGGAUACGCACAUGUGCCGGGCAUAUGGAGCGAUGCCCAGAUCGCGGCUUGGAAGCGGGUAACAGAUGCUGUCCACGCCAAGGGCUCGUAUAUCUACCUUCAGCUUUGGGCUCUAGGGCGGGCUGCAAAACCCGAAGAGCUAGAGAAGGAAGACCCGUCCUUUCCAUAUGUCUCCGCGUCGGAUAUCCAGCUGACAGGAAAACCGAAAGCCCCGCGUCCGUUGACGGAGGACGAAAUCAAGGAAUACGUACAGUUGUAUACAACCGCUGCUUCUAAUGCGGUCCAUGGUGCCGGCUUCGACGGCGUUGAGGUUCAUGGCGCGAACGGGUAUCUUCUCGAUCAGUUCUUGCAGGAUGUCUCGAACAAUCGCAAGGACAAGUACGGCGGAUCGAUCGAGAAUCGCGCCAGGUUCUUCUUAGAGAUUUUGACUGCAGUCACCGCCAAGAUUGGGGCACAGAAGACGGGCGUCCGCUUUAGUCCGUGGGGCCAGUUUCAAGACAUGCGUAUGCAGGAUCCCGUACCGACGUUCAAGUAUGUAGUGUCACAGAUCGCUGAGCUGUUUCCAGACAUUGCGUAUGUCCACUGUCGAACCUGUUUCAUUAAUUGUGAGGAAUAG